Anolis carolinensis (green anole) is the source of this 655-nucleotide messenger RNA. Its product is annotated as ubiquitin. The coding region runs from base 346 to 579 and encodes 77 amino acids. The record is from RefSeq and is a predicted model, not a curated record. The transcript is spliced from 2 exons. Gene Ontology annotation, biological process: protein ubiquitination; modification-dependent protein catabolic process. Gene Ontology annotation, cellular component: cytoplasm; nucleus. NCBI's taxonomy places the organism in Eukaryota, Metazoa, Chordata, Lepidosauria, Squamata, Anolidae. Gene Ontology annotation, molecular function: RNA binding; protein tag activity; ubiquitin protein ligase binding.
GGCCUUCCCCCCUCAGUCCCUCACAACACACCGACGGGUCCUGCGGCUUUAUUUCCCGGCCAGGCCGUCCAGAAAGAGGACGCUUGAGGCCUCCCUUCGCCUUCGCCCUCCGCCCAUCGUCACCGCCGCUUGAGACUUCUUCCUCGCAGCUCGGACGGGGAAGAAGGAGGAUUGAAACUCGCGCCUUCCUUUCCCUUCCCUGCGCAUGCGCGCCAUGGGUAAGGAAGUGCGCAUGCGCGAGUCCUGCCAGUUGCGGCUCCGUGAGGCGCCGGUUAGGAGGUAGUCGCGCACAGUGAGGCCAGUUGUAAAGCAAGGCUGGUGAGCUCUAGACAGUGAAUAGAGAAAAUGCAGGUUUUUGUGAAGACCCUGACAGGAAAGACCAUCACCCUGGAGGUGGAGCCCAGCGACACCAUUGAGAAUGUGAAGGCCAAGAUCCAGGAGAAAGAAGGCAUCCCGCCUGACCAGCAGAGGCUCAUCUUUGCCGGGAAGCAGCUGGAAGAUGGCCGCACUCUUUCUGACUACAAUAUCCAGAAGGAGUCCACCUUGCACCUGGUUUUGCGACUGAGGGGUGGCAUUUGAAGUUGAUCCUUGCCAGCAACCACCCAGAGAAAAUGCACUGCACUUGAUUUCAAUAAAGCUGUUGCAUUCCCAAUGA